Molecule: messenger RNA, 1028 nt
Organism: Raphanus sativus (radish)
Lineage: Eukaryota; Viridiplantae; Streptophyta; Magnoliopsida; Brassicales; Brassicaceae
Product: lysine-specific demethylase JMJ21-like
Exons: 4
Coding region: 454-912 (152 amino acids)
Source: RefSeq, a predicted model, not a curated record
AGCUGACUUGACGUGGAGCGAUCCUCAGGACUUGGCUUCCUUUCUAGGACAACAACUACGCAACCUUCAUCUACUUUCAUAUCCGCCAGUCACACGUCCUGAGUCAUUGUGUGCAAAUGGUGUUCAUGCAGGAGCUGAAGAUUCCACCAGAAUGGAAAGUUUUUGUUGAUGCUCUCUGCCAAAAGAAGAAAGAUGUUAUGUUACUAGUCGUCUGGAAAACUGGUUUACAUAUUCUCCUGACUCUGUUUCCAUUUGCUUUUGUUGUAAAGAAAGCUUUUUGUUGGUGAUUGUUUGGCUCAAACCUUUCAGGGGAAGUCCGAUUCCUCAGGCUCUGAUGAACAAGAUAGACGAAUACAUUCAUGAUGAUUUUUUUUUCUAGACUUGCUCCAUGUUUUCAAGGACACAGAUGUUGGUAACGAAGUCAAGCCCUGCACCUGGAUACACUCAGACGUCAUGGACGACAACAUUCACAUGGAACCAUACGCAGAUGGUGAUGGUCAACACAAUUCCUGGCGUCCCAGUCAUAUUCUUGACUUCAGCGAUCUAUCCAUAGGAGAUCCAAUAUACGACCUGAUACCAAUAUACUUGGACGUGUUUAGAAGAGACACUGAGCUUUUCAAGAAGCUUCUAGAAAGUUACGGCCUUCCUUUAAUCAGAAGUAAGUAUGAAACAGCAGACAGUACGAGGAAGAAAGUAUUGUCUCCUUCCUAUCCACAAUGUGUUAUUGUAUAUUACAUGAAGAGAAUCUGUUGGUUGCAAUGUUCAGUAUUUGGGAUGAGCUUCGGACAGCUGAAUCAUGGGAACAGAUUGAGCUCACUGUUUGGAGUCUAUUUAACUCCUACUGAUGUUUUUUACCUUAAAAGAAAUCUUCUAAAUUUGUUCUUGUUUAUUUAUAUUUGUUUUUUUUUUUGAGUUGUUGUGACUCGGUGAAGGCCGAGUAAUUGAUAGAAAACACAGGUUAUAGUUCAUACUUAUGUGUGAUUAUUUUAAAAUUAUUUCGUGAUUAAUUAAUUAUGCUUUUACGAGAA